Magallana angulata is the source of this 2059-nucleotide messenger RNA. Its product is annotated as CWF19-like protein 1. NCBI's taxonomy places the organism in Eukaryota, Metazoa, Mollusca, Bivalvia, Ostreida, Ostreidae. The record is from RefSeq and is a predicted model, not a curated record. Gene Ontology annotation, molecular function: RNA lariat debranching enzyme activator activity. Gene Ontology annotation, cellular component: post-mRNA release spliceosomal complex. The coding region runs from base 100 to 1653 and encodes 517 amino acids. Gene Ontology annotation, biological process: mRNA splicing, via spliceosome. The transcript is spliced from 15 exons.
GUUGAUUUGUAAGUAAUUAUUUUUUACUCGAACAAACUAAGGACGGUUAAUCCAUUAUUCUUUAAAGAUGGCGGCCUCCAGGUAGCGGUAAAUUGAAACAUGUCUUCAAAAGCAUUAAAAAUCUUGGUCUCAGGCGAUGUUGAGGGGAACCUAGACAAAUUGUUUGGCCGUGUCAACACCAUACAGAAGAAAAGUGGUAGCUUUGAUUUGCUGUUGUGUGUUGGAGAAUUCUUUGGGAGUAACACCAGUGAAUGGGAGAAGUACAAGAGUGGUCAAAGCAAAGUCCCAAUAAGCACCCUGAUACUAGGACCCAAUGACCCAACCUUGUCGGAGUGUUACCAGAACAACACAGAUGGGGUGGAGCUUUGUGAAAAUCUGACCUACCUAGGUAGAAAAGGAACUUUCACAGGUAGCUCAGGCCUGUCUGUGGCGUAUCUGAGUGGGAAGGAAGGGGACCGGUCCGAGCUGGGGGUCUUCUCUCGGCAGGAUGUGUCCAGCCUUCUUCUGCCCUGUGAGGGGGACACAAAGUUCAGGGGAGUGGACAUCUUACUGACCUCUCAAUGGCCAAAACAACCAGCUAAAUAUGCAUCAGAUGUGGAGCUGGACACAGAGCAGUGUGGGUCGGACCUGAUCAGUCAGCUGGCCCUCGGGCUGCGGCCUCGCUAUCACUUCUGUGCCACUGAAGAUGUCUUCUAUGAGCGACAGCCUUACAGAAAUCACAAGGUCUUAGUGGAGAAAGAGAAACAUGUGACCAGGUUCAUUUCUCUUGCCAAAGUAAACAACUCUCAGAAGAAAAAAUAUUUAUAUGCUUUCAAUAUCAUUCCACUUUGCAACAUGGAUGAGGCGGAAUUAACCAAACAGCCAAGUGAUGUAACAGAGUGUCCAUAUAAAAAAGGGUCCUUUAACCAUCCUGACAAGGAUGAGCCUGCUCAGUUUUUCUAUGAUACCAAUACUACAGAAAAAGGGAAAAAGAGGAAGAGAGAAGAUAAGAGAGAACAAAAAAAGCACCCCCGCCCGUCCGGACCCUGCUGGUUUUGUCUUGGAUCCCCUGAGGUAGAGAAACACCUUGUGGUCAGUGUAGGGACUGAGUGUUACCUGGCCCUGGCUAAGGGUGGUCUAGUGCCAGACCACGCCCUAAUUCUGCCGAUCGGUCACCACCAAUCAAUGGUCCUCGCCCCUGAUGGCGUCCGAGAGGAAAUCGACAAAUACAAAAAAGCUCUGAUUGAACUCUACAAGCAGAACAAUAAAAGUGUCAUAUUUUUUGAGAGAAAUUAUAAGACUCAGCAUCUUCAGAUACAGGCAGUGCCAUUCCCGGAUGACAGAAAGCAAGAAGCUAAAGAUAGCUUUAUGGAAUGUGCAGAGGCUGAAUCUCUAACACUAGAUGAAAUUCCUAAACACUCUGAUCUCAAGCAGAUCGUUCCUGUUGGGGCGCCUUAUUUUUAUGCAGAACUUCCCACAGGGGAAAAAUUGCUGCAUAGGAUCUCCAAAAAUUUUCCUCUCCAGUUUGGCAGAGAGGUUCUGGCCAGCAUCCAACUGCUGAACAUGCCAGAGCGCGUGGACUGGAAGGCUUGUAAAAUAAAUCGGCAGGAGGAGGAGACACAUGCUGAGGAUUUCAGGAGGCAGUUCGAACAGUUUGAUUUUACUUUGGAAUAAAAACAGCAAGUGAUCAGUUUUAGUGGAGAGUGUCAAAACUUUAAAAAUAUGUGUGCAAUAGUUUGAGGAACUGGAACACUCUGUUAUAUCUGACCUGACAGCAUGAAAUGUAUGAUAAAUUUGGUCUGUGUGUCUUGGAGGUUGUAUUUUAGCAAAGAAUCAUUGAAUAUGUCUUGAGAAACAUGUUUUUACCAGUAAGUGGUAAUGAAAUAUUUAAAAUGAAAUAUUCAAAUGAAAAAUAUCUCCAUUUAAUAUAACAGAAUAUUUUUGUUAAAUUGUAUUCAGUUUUGUUGCAACAAAUGUGCAGCCAUCUACUGAAGUUAAAUUCUGUAAGACUAAGUAUUCUGAAACCAUGUAAUAAUAGAUGCAAGGACGUGAAUUUAUAUUAAAAAGUUUUUAAAAUUUU